UAAAGCAUGUGCAGUUGUAAAAAUUUAUAUAAACCGUAAUUUACCGACAUUCAGUUAUAGUAGACCAUGUAACAUAGUGACCGACAAAAUUGAAAUUUUCACUUUCAAAAUGAAAAAAGUUAUUUUAAAGAAGGCCAUAUGGAUCAUACAACUUCCAGCUUCUCAUUUAAAACUUGUACAACCUUAUGAACGUUUGCAUAUUUAA
Molecule: messenger RNA, 205 nt
Organism: Trichobilharzia szidati
Lineage: Eukaryota; Metazoa; Platyhelminthes; Trematoda; Strigeidida; Schistosomatidae
Source: the annotation of a GenBank genome assembly